GUCGCCUACCAUCACGGACUGUACCUGUGAGCACCCCGGAAUAGAACCGUGAUCUCAUAUAUCAACAUCCUGUGUGGUUUCAAGGCAUGUCUACUAUGGACGUAGCGCAAAGCCCUGAAUGCGACUGUCGCGUGUUCGGCAGCAACAAAUUGCAAGCUGUCGUCCUAUAUGGAUCUUUCGCAUUCUGGUGCGCCUUCGUGACGCGACCCUUCCGACCAGGACCGUCAUGGUUAUCCAGGAGCACAUGGCUCAUCCUGGCGUCCCUUGACACAUUCAUUAUGGUUACCUGGGACUCCGGAGAUUCCAGGACUACCACGCAGAUUGUCGGAGUUGGCAUUCUUCUUGGGGUUACCUGCCUCGUCACAUUCCUGAUAGAAAUGAUUAAUGAAGGAGAUAGGCGGAGCGCCGACAACGCCGAGAAGAAAAAGAAGCUCGAUCUCGAGCAGCAGAAUAACACAACGAAGAAUUGAGUUCGGAUGGACAGGCUUGGGGAUUUGGCGGGAGAUUGCGUCAGAAGCGGC
This is a messenger RNA of Aspergillus steynii IBT 23096, 521 nucleotides long. RefSeq lists its product as uncharacterized. The record is from RefSeq and is a predicted model, not a curated record. The transcript has 3 exons. Bases 87 to 470 code for a protein of 127 amino acids. Lineage: Eukaryota; Fungi; Ascomycota; Eurotiomycetes; Eurotiales; Aspergillaceae.